GUUGCUAGGACGACCAGGCUCCCCGCAGCAAAGGCGACUAUAAAAACGGAAGGCGGCGCAAAGCACAGCCCACUUGGACAGAAGAACCAGCAUCCGUGAGAUACCUCCACUCCACCUAAGCAACAGCAAUCAUGGCAGACCUCCAUGUUGGAAUCAAUGGCUUUGGCCGCAUUGGCCGCUUGGUCCUGAGGGCCUGCCUCCAGAAAGGCAUCAAAGUUGUGGCCAUCAACGACCCCUUCAUUGACCUGCAGUACAUGGUCUAUAUGUUCAAAUAUGAUUCCACUCAUGGACGUUACCAUGGAGAAGUGUCCCAUGAGGACGGCAAGCUGAUAGUCGAUGGGAACGCCAUCUCUGUCUUCCAGUGCAUGAAGCCAGCUGAGAUCCCUUGGGGCAGCGCUGGAGCCAAAUACGUAGUCGAGUCCACCGGAGUGUUUCUCAGUGUGGAAAAGGCCUCACUUCACAUCCAAGGUGGGGCACAGCGUGUGGUCGUGUCUGCCCCCUCACCCGACGCUCCAAUGUUUGUCAUGGGAGUCAACGAAGACAAAUACGACCCCUCUAGCAUGACCAUCGUCAGCAAUGCCUCCUGCACCACUAACUGCCUGGCCCCCUUGGCUAAAGUCAUUCACGAUAACUUUGGCAUUGAGGAGGCCCUCAUGACUACAGUUCAUGCUUACACAGCCACUCAGAAGACAGUGGAUGGUCCUAGCGCCAAGGCCUGGCGUGAUGGACGUGGUGCCCACGCAAACAUCAUUCCAGCUUCCACUGGUGCUGCCAAAGCAGUGGGCAAAGUCAUCCCUGCUCUCAACGGAAAGCUGACAGGUAUGGCAUUCAGGGUGCCAGUGGCUGAUGUGUCUGUGGUGGAUCUAACAUGCCGCCUGUCCAAGGCCGCAUCUUACGGCGAGAUUAAGGAGGCUGUUAAGAAGGCUGCGCAUGGACCCAUGAAGGGGAUCCUGGGAUACACCGAAGACCAGGUGGUGUCCUCUGAUUUCAUUGGUGACACUCACUCUUCCAUCUUUGAUGCUGGAGCAGGCAUCUCUCUUAACGACAACUUCGUCAAGCUCAUUUCCUGGUAUGACAAUGAGUACGGCUACAGCACCCGCGUGGCUGACCUGCUGCUGUACAUGCAUUCCAAGGAGUAGACACUAACUGCCCAGAGAAGAAGUUAGGAAAGGGACCACCCCAACCCUCCUCAUCCCCUCCCUGCUCUUUUAACACACCAGCCCACCCAUAGCCAAGUCAUAGCGUCCCUGCCCUUAGCUCUAUCUACUACAGUAUAUGUAGGCGGCAGCAGCAGUGUUUCAGUGUUUUGAGUUCAUCUGUCCCUUCAUUUUUCAUUAUGAGGCGACCGGUUGGUAAAAGUGUUUUUGUGUCCGUGUGCCCCUUUAAACCUCCUUCUGCCCUAGAUGUUGUUAUGACUGAGUUCUGUGGUGACUACUGUAUCCAUCUCACUGUCAUUGUGUUUUAAAAGCUUAUUCACCGGUGGAAGGAGGAAGUUGAAAGGCAGGCCUUGUGUAAUCCUGCUUUGAGAUGAAUGAGACCAAGAAAUAAAGUUUGAAAAACCCUCAAAA
Oryzias latipes (Japanese medaka) is the source of this 1568-nucleotide messenger RNA. It is a transcript of the gene gapdhs, whose product is annotated as glyceraldehyde-3-phosphate dehydrogenase, spermatogenic. Gene Ontology annotation, biological process: glucose metabolic process; glycolytic process. Gene Ontology annotation, cellular component: cytosol. NCBI's taxonomy places the organism in Eukaryota, Metazoa, Chordata, Actinopteri, Beloniformes, Adrianichthyidae. The record is from RefSeq and is a predicted model, not a curated record. Gene Ontology annotation, molecular function: glyceraldehyde-3-phosphate dehydrogenase (NAD+) (phosphorylating) activity; NAD binding; NADP binding.